Molecule: messenger RNA, 3272 nt
Organism: Ahaetulla prasina
Lineage: Eukaryota; Metazoa; Chordata; Lepidosauria; Squamata; Colubridae
Gene: SLC7A14
Product: solute carrier family 7 member 14
Exons: 8
Coding region: 588-2897 (769 amino acids)
Biological process (GO): amino acid transport; transmembrane transport
Cellular component (GO): plasma membrane
Molecular function (GO): amino acid transmembrane transporter activity
Source: RefSeq, a predicted model, not a curated record
GCCUCGGCUGCUUUCCCAAGCGCAAGCACAGCAGGCAGACGGUGGCGAGGCGAGCAUCACCCCAGCCCCUCCCCAGCAACUCCCACCCCUUCUAGUUGCGGACCGGAGAGACGCCUUCUUCUUCUUCCUCCUCCUCCUCCUCUCACCGAUCCAUCCCACGGAGAGCUGGAGUGACCGGGGUUCCCGAGCCUCAGCCGGCUUCGCUUCCCCCCCCCCCACCACCCGGUUGUCUUCCGCCCCGUCCGGUUGUCUCCAGAGGGGGAAAGCCGCCAGAGCCCCGGAGCGGCAGGUGCGGCCAAGUCUCAGAUCCGCAGCCCGCGCGCAGUCCUUGGCCAGGACCUGACGCCAUCCGCGCGGCUUCCUCGGCCCUUCGCCCGCUCCCGUCGGAGCUUACAAGGAAGAAGUGACCACAGAAGUGUCAGAAAAGCUCCCCUUCAGAUUCACAAGGAUGUGGCUUUGAAUUGCUCUGGACCUUUGACGAAGUGGAUUGUUUAUCUUUCAAAAUUCAUGCUGUGCAGUUUUGUUCCUGGAACUAAUUGACCUUUGCAAUUCUACCUGGUGUUCUUCCUCUUGCCGUUGUUCUCACAAUGAGCGGCAUUUUCUCAUACUUGGACCCCCGGCGGAUCCAGUGGGGAGCCACAUGGUAUGCCAUGCACUCAAGAAUCCUUCGCACCAAACCGGUAGAAUCCAUGCUGGAAGGCACAGGCACCACCACCCAUGGAACAAAACUGGCCCAGGUACUCACCACCCUGGAUUUGGUUUCUUUAGGCGUUGGAAGUUGUGUGGGGACUGGCAUGUAUGUGGUUUCUGGCCUCGUUGCUAAGGAGAUGGCAGGCCCUGGAGUCAUCGUUUCCUUCAUCAUUGCUGCUGUAGCCUCCAUCUUGUCUGGGGUUUGUUAUGCUGAAUUUGGAGUACGGGUACCCAAAACAACAGGCUCCGCCUACACCUACAGCUACGUGACGGUGGGGGAGUUUGUGGCUUUUUUUAUUGGAUGGAACCUAAUCCUCGAAUAUCUGAUUGGUACAGCAGCUGGUGCCAGUGCUCUAAGCAGCAUGUUUGACUCCCUGGCCAAUCACACCAUCAGUCACUGGAUGAUUGACAGCGUUGGGACUUUGAAUGGAUUGGGUAAAGGGGAAGAGUCCUACCCUGAUCUACUAGCUUUGGUUAUUGCAGUGAUUGUAACUAUCAUAGUUGCUUUGGGAGUGAAAAAUUCAGUAGGACUGAACAAUGUGUUGAAUGUGAUCAAUUUGGCUGUGUGGAUCUUCAUCAUGAUUGCAGGAUUUACCUAUGUGAAUGGAGAAUACUGGGCUGAGGGGCAGUUCCUGCCAUUUGGAUGGUCAGGGGUACUACAAGGGGCAGCCACUUGUUUUUACGCCUUCAUUGGUUUCGACAUCAUUGCUACUACAGGAGAAGAAGCCAAGAGUCCCAAUACAUCUAUCCCAUAUGCCAUCACUGCUUCCUUGGUCACAUGCCUGGUGGCAUAUGUAUCUGUGAGCAUUGUCUUAACACUGAUGGUGCCAUACACUGACAUUGAUACGGAAUCACCCCUGAUGGAGAUGUUUGCAGCUCAUGGAUUUUACACGGCCAAGUUCAUAGUUGCUAUUGGAUCUGUUGCUGGGCUCACCGUGAGCUUGCUGGGCUCCCUCUUCCCAAUGCCUCGAGUAAUUUAUGCUAUGGCUGGUGAUGGACUUCUCUUUAGAUUCUUGGGCCAUGUAAGCUCUUAUACUGAGACUCCCGUAGUAGCGUGCAUUGUCUCGGGAUUUCUAGCAGCACUCCUCUCCUUGCUAGUGAGCCUGAGGGACCUGAUAGAGAUGAUGUCCAUUGGUACUCUGCUGGCCUACACGUUGGUCUCCGUGUGUGUCCUGCUUCUGCGGUACCAACCGGAGAGCGAUAUCGAUGGCUUCGUCAAAUUCCUUUCUGAAGAGCACACAAAAAAGAAAGAAGGGAUUUUAGCUGACUGUGAAAAAGAAGUUUGCUCCCCGGUUAGCGAAGGGGAAGAUUUUGCGGGACCUCCCACCAACACCUGCGGUGCAAAGAACCUCCCUUCCUUGGGGGACAAUGAGAUGCUAAUUGGAAAAUCAGACAAGUCCACCUACAACAUCAACCAUCCCAACUAUGGCACAGUUGACAUGACCUCAGGGAUAGAAGCAGACGAGUCUGAAAACAUCUAUCUCAUCAAGUUGAAGAAAUUGAUAGGGCCACGAUAUUACACGAUGAGAAUCCACCUUGGAUUGCCAGGGAAAAUGGACAGGCCGACAGCAGCUACAGGCCAGACUGUUACCACCUGUGUACUCUUGCUGUUUGUCCUUAUGUUUGUCUUCUGCUCUUUCAUUAUCUUUGGAGUGGACUAUCUUUAUGACCAAAGCUGGUGGGCCAUUCUUCUGGUGGUCCUCAUGGUUCUACUGAUCGUUAUGUUGGUUUUUGUUAUUCUUCAACAGCCAGAAAACCCCAAAAAGCUGCCUUACAUGGCCCCCUGCCUACCUUUCGUUCCUGCGUUUGCUAUGCUCGUGAACAUCUAUCUCAUGCUGAAACUUUCAAAGAUCACUUGGAUACGGUUUGCGGUCUGGUGUUUUGUGGGGCUGCUGAUUUAUUUUGGCUACGGCAUAUGGAACAGUACACUGGAAAUCACAGCUCGAGAGGAAGCUUUGCACCAAAGCACAUACCAGCGUUACGAUGUUGAUGUGGAUCCGUUCUCCAUCGAAGAAGGAUUUGACUCCGCUGGGAAUGAAAAAUAUCAGGACUGGGAUCCUGCUGAUGACAAAGGUUUCUCUUAUCAGCAGAUGGCUGAAGGAAAGGAAAGCAGUCGGACAAGUAGCAAAUCAAAGAACAAAGCCAAACACAAAGCGAACUCAGAUGUGUUGAUCUCUAACGAUGAGUUAGACUACUCACCAGAGUAGAUGCGCUAGAAAUACAACCAUGUCAUUUUAUUUUAUUUGGUCACUUGAGCUGAAAUUCAGGGGCUGCAUUCACACAACAACUGUUCAACCCUGCAUUCAAAUGGAUUCACCCAUUUGGGGCGACUAAUAAUAUGAACCAUUAUGGCCUAACUCAACAAGCAUUUCCGCAAUGUGGCAAGCUUCACGAGUUUCGUGCAAGCUCAACAUAUUGUGCAAAUGCAUUUGUUAGGUCUUUAAAUGAUCCGGUUCACAGUGUUGUGUGAAUCGAGGCCACAACUUCUUUUAGCUUUUAUUUGAAACCCUUCAUUCUUAUCAAGGUUUGGAUCCUUCUGCCAGUACUUCUUUCACUCACUCUCUGCUGCUCGGGAUGGUUCU